CAUCAGGCGAUCGUGCACAUCGCCGGAAAUUUGGUGCCUUUUUGUACGUAACUUGUUCUCGCGCGAAAGUAAUCGACCCGGUCGUACUUGAGCCCAACAGCCCAAUUACAAUUACUGCGGCAUGGCUUCCUCAUCGACAGCCCGCAAAAAAGAGACGAACGACGAAACGUCGCGCGGGACAGAAAGUCUGAUGGGGUCAUCCUCAGACCCAACUUCCUCAUCCAAGUCGUCCCGCAAACUCCACACUUUGGGAUUGCUCAACGAAACUGGCGACGAAUACCUCCCAGCCGUGGUCGACAGCGCCGGAGAGAAUAAAGUACAGCCCCAUGGACAGCUCUGCGGCGGACGAGCGUAUCGGCUUCGGACCUUUACCCUGCCGACCAGGGGCGACAGGCUUUUUAUGACUGGAACUGAGUGCGCUAGAGUUUUGGGCUAUCCCGACACCUACUCGCUCUUUCACAACAACCCGACAUUAUACGAACUGUUAGCGACACAGGAGGAGAAAGACUACUUGGUCGGACAGGAAAUAAUUUCGUCAUCGUACGACGCCACGCAAAUCGCAUUUGUGACCGCCAAGUCCGUAUAUCGCUGUUUCGACAGUCGGGUCAUUCAGGAUGGACGCCGAGUUCACGACGACUACUGGGAAGCGCAAGCGAUUGAGAAAGGGUACUCCAUGCUCAAAGAAGACGCAUCACCGCGCUCAAGGACGGAGAGCUUACCAAAGCAAGUCAUUGGGAAAAAAUCCUUGAAAACCCGAAUAUUUCAACGGCAUGCGCAGCGAAUAGCACAGAUUCUCAUUGAGGAAACCGGUGUGACAAAAUGGGGCGAAUGGGCCGUUCUGAGAGAGCCCAGAGACAGAUUGGUGGCAAGAAUGGACGGUCUACUCAGGAAUUACGGCGCAGACCUGCUGAAUCCCGACUCGGAGCUAGUCGAGGCGGUUAAGAUGUCAAAUCUGUUGCGGGAUUGGGCGACAUACACGGCCAACCACUUCUGGGCAAUGGCGACGACAUCACUCUCUGGCGAAACAACGUCCACCGUCCUACAAGCUGGUGGUUGGCCAUCGGCUGUGAGAUCUGCCCUUGAGUCUUCAAAGACGUUGAGCCAGAUGACCGAUGGUGAAGAGCUCAUGGAGACGUUGUACAGCAGAAAACUCCCCCGGAUUCCCGGAUUCGAGUCGACCAAGGAGUUUGCACGCUUGAAAGAUUGGAAGCCAUUGGCCUUUCUUCGAUGGCAAUUUGGAACCGAGGACGUGCGGCUGGGAUCCGUCGUCACAAUCACUGGCUCUGCCCUCUACGCGCAUGCCGCGACAGCAUCUACUUAUAUGCGCAAAUUUUGGCCCCGGACCGCCGACUACUUGCUGGACUGUGUUCAGGAUGCGAUGGGAGAAGUUGCAAAAAGACAUGUGGAGCAGAACGAACGAAAAGAAUCGCCAUCUGACGUCAGCGCUGGGAAAUUCUGUCAGCCUGGUCACGUUCCAUCCUCUCCAGUAUCAGGAAUCAAGGGUCGUAUCACUUACUGUGAGCCAACAUUAAGAGUUCAAAGCCAGACAAUCUGGCCUAGCCAAUCGCCGCAAAAGGUCAAGUUUGAUAUCGACAGUGUGUAUGAGCCGCUCCUCCCGACAGAAGAUUCCUGCUGGCUUCCGCUCUUCGACGAUGCAGUAAUUGCACGCAGUUUUCCAAUUCCCGAAAGGGGAGAGGAAAUGGGCCUCGAGCUAGGCCUGGACCUCAUGGCUGCAAUAUGUGGUGUCCGACACGCCGUGGAGUAUGAGAACUCGGUGGUGCUCAAGGGAUUCUCGACCAUGCUGGUACCUGUAGGCAAGACUGCAGACCGAGUACAGUGGCAUCUGGCUCGUAACGAGAAUGCAGAUGAGCCGAUCUCGUACAAGACAGGCAUCGCUCAAUGCAAAGGCAGAGUCGGUUUAGAUCAGCUGGACGUCCUCUCUUUGCCGAACACGCGUGCGAUCGUCGGCUGGUGCAGCUCCGCUGAGACAAGCCUAGGCAAUCCGGACUAUGACUACGCAAACAUUGAUUACUCCAAGGCCAAGGCGGCACGACUUGAGCCACGCUUGGAGGGGGGAAGCUUUGGGUUUCAGCAUUUCGGUAUGGCCAAGUUCGAUUUCAGGCUUGGCCGCAGGGACAUCAAGUUUCAUUACCUCCGCGAAGGGCCAUUUCGAAGUAUUGUCUCAGCUGCUGAAAGGACACCCGUCGCGCUGUACGAUACCACGGAACGGCGUGGGUGGCUGGUGCCUGCGACUGCUCUGCUGCUACACAUUGCCCAGCAUCGACACUUCCUUGAACCUUUUGUUGCCAGCGGUGGCCUCCCCAUGAAGUUGCCCAUGAAAAAUACAACAAAGGAAACGCUCCUGGCGAAUCGUCAGCUACCACUGUCAGAUGACGAGUCAUACGCCUUCCAGGACUUGAUUAAUGACAUAUGGUCGAUGCUGGAGUUUCUCAUUGCCCGAGCAGCCGAUCAGCGUUGUGUGCCAGGCAAGCCACUGAGCAUGCACACCAGUAGACGAUUGGGUGGGUUUGAGUACAAGGCAAUAGUGCAGCAGCGGUCUCCCAUCUCUCCCAAGGAGUGCUCUCUAGGGGGCACCGCUGGAGGGUGGCUGUCACUGGUGGAGGACAUCGACGCCCUCGUUCUCUUCGCCAGCGGGUUCGGCAAUGUGAUCCAUCCAAGAGAUCCUGACCGAGAAGUCAUUUGCCGCGAGUGGAGGUCUCUCCCUUGUUACAAGGACUACUUGGCCACCUCGGUCAGCACGUUGCUGGACUUGUACGACGCAGCCGGGUGCCGACUUGACCGAGAGUUUCUCAGUCCGAGCCGCCUGCGCUGGCACCGCGGCACGGCCUCACUCUUCGAGCCUUGUCUGACGCCUAGAGAAUUCCAGUGCAGCUGCAGCCGUUUACAGCACAUCGUGACGCAUUCCAGAGGCCAGGUCGUUGGUCCAGGGAUGCUGGAAGAGGAGGGGGCCGUCAUUUUCGGGGCUACCGGCUCCGCUCCAGAUGACGGAUGGCGGUCAGCAAAGGCCGAGUCAGGGCAACUCUACAGCCAGCCCAAUCUGCCGCUCCAUGGAAACGAGGAGUUGCAGUGUCUGGAGGGGCCAUCAUGCGACUCCGGUGUGGACCAGCAGGAGCCUUAUCCAGCAGGGUGUUCCACAUGCAGGGAGAAAGUGACGCUUCCAGUGCGCGUGGAGUCAAGUAAUUCACGGAAUAGGACUAAGCAAGUGUUCGAGAAGGCCGAUACGCGGUUCUACGAUAAAGUUCUUGCUAUGCCGGAAGAGCUGUUGGACGGCGGUGUGCCUACGGCCCAGUUGGGGAUGAGGCGAUGA
This is a messenger RNA of Purpureocillium takamizusanense, 3328 nucleotides long. RefSeq lists its product as uncharacterized. Lineage: Eukaryota; Fungi; Ascomycota; Sordariomycetes; Hypocreales; Ophiocordycipitaceae. The coding region runs from base 122 to 3328 and encodes 1068 amino acids. The transcript has 4 exons. The record is from RefSeq and is a predicted model, not a curated record.